UUGUGUAAUCACAGUGAAAUAAAAUGGACCCCCAAAAAGGUUGAAAAGUCUCACACAAUAACAUGUCUCUUGGCUUUUAAGCCAAGAGAUAUUGAUGGUAACGUGCCUCGCAUGCAAAGCUAUAGAGGGUUCUUUUGAUCCAAAUGGACCAAAACAUUUCAUUUUGGUUGCUCAAACUGUAGUCUUACGUGAAGAAAUUUUGUGAGCAUUCAUCAGCUCCUCUCAGUGUCUUACAGUUUUACAGUUUGAGGGUUGAACCAGAGAUAUUUCAUGCAGAAGAAAAAGAAUGGCAUCACUUACACCAGGAGUGUUAUUAAAGCUUCUUCAGAGUAUGAACUCUAAUGUGAAAGUUUUAGGGGAAUACCGAUCCGUGCUACUGCAAGUGAUCAGCAUUGUGCCUGCUUUAACAGGAUCAGAGUUGUGGCCUAACCAAGGUUUCUUCAUUAAAGUAUCUGAUUCUUCACAUUCAACAUACGUUUCCCUGUCACAGGAGGACAAUGAGUUGAUCUUGAACAAUAAGUUGCAGCUUGGUCAGUUUUUUUAUGUGGAGAGAGUGGAACCUGGGACCCCAGUUCCUAUCCUUGUUGGUGUCAGGCCAGUUCCUGGAAGGAACCCUUUCAUAGGCAAUCCAAAGGAUCUGAUGCAGAUGUUGGUGCCAUCCGAGGGUCUUAUGGUGGCCGAUAACGAAGGAAAUAGUAACGGUUCGAAAGCGAAGGAGUCGGUGGAAGUGAGAGAGGAAAGCCCCAGAAAGAAAAUAGUUAUCAAAGAGGAAAAAGCAAGUGUUGCAUCAAGAUAUAUGCAAGGUGUUUUGCCAUCAAAUCCUAAAGCAAGCGGACCAGAUUCAAAUCACAGUGUCAAAAACACUGACAAUGAAAAUGGUGGUGCAGGUAAAAAAGCAAAAAGCAAGCAACAAGAGCCUAAAGGUCAAGCUCGACCGGCAAGUCCUUCUCGCAGUAGGCUGGAGGUACCAGUUUCAAAGCCUGAGGUUGUUGUUGCACCUAACACCAAGGAAACUACGGUGCCUGCGAAAAGCACAACCGUAAAACGCUCUUCAAGUAAACACGAAAAUUUGAACUCGAAUUGUUCAGCAAACAACAAAGAAAAGAAUAGUUUGCCAGAAACAGGUUCAUGGAACUCUCUGCCUGCGAGUCUCUUGAAGCCAGGAAAGGGAAUGCUUAGAAGAAGAAAUUUAGCUUCUUUGGUUGCAGCAGAAGCUCAAAGGGAGGCAUCUAUGGCAGCAAAUCUUGUCAAAUGUCUUAGCAUGUUUUCUGAUCUAUGCUCCUCUGCCUCACCUGAGAACCCUCAACUCACACUCACCAAGUUCUUCACCCUCCAACAGCUAAUUGACCAGCCAAGUGUUACAUCACAUAAAGAUAAACACCAUCAGUUACCUAAUCUUCCAUCUGUGGUAGACACAGAAAAGUCUAACAAGAGGAAAGGUCUAAUCCAUGACAAAAGUAUGUCCACAAGGUCUUCAGUACAGUUGAGUGGAGCUGAGAAGCUAGAAUGGGCCAAAGGAGAUGGUGCCAAAGAGAGAAAAGAACUGAGGGAAACCUUGCUGCAUGAAACAAGAACUUGGUUUUUGAAAUUCUUAGAGGUGGCAUUGGAUGUUGGAUUCCGGAUCGGUUCUCAGGAGAAGAAAGGGAAAACCGGCACGACACGAUUGACGGAACAGGACAACCAUAUUGCUGUCACAUUGUCACAACUCAAAUUUGCAAAUGAAUGGUUAGGUAAAGUAAAAAACAAUUUAAGCUCAGAUAACAAUGGAAUGAUGGAAACUGUUGAACGGUUGAAUCAAAAAGUUUAUGCUUGUUUGCUUAGCCAUGUCGACUCAGCAGCUUCAGCUCUAGAGAAUCGACCUUGAUCGUAGUUGAUUCACCAUGAAAGUCCGUUGUCUUACAACGUUUUAGUCACCUAAUGUUUGUAAUAACUUAACAGUUUGAGGGCAUAUAUUUAAGUUUCUGGUUUGUUUUGUCAGCAAAUAUAUGAAUCUAAGUCAGCCAUUUGUGUAUAACAAUAAACUCAUUGAAGCUUUACUUCAA
Gossypium raimondii (Peruvian cotton) is the source of this 2042-nucleotide messenger RNA. RefSeq lists its product as uncharacterized. NCBI's taxonomy places the organism in Eukaryota, Viridiplantae, Streptophyta, Magnoliopsida, Malvales, Malvaceae. The transcript has 5 exons. Bases 287 to 1864 code for a protein of 525 amino acids. The record is from RefSeq and is a predicted model, not a curated record.